AUGCUCCAGACACCUUCUUCUUCGUCUUCUUCUUUGAACACAGAUGGUUGCUUUUUGUGGAUGGAUCCGUGUAGAAGCCACCUGGGUCCUAUUGUAUCUGCCAAAGAUUAUGGUGGUGCUCGGGCAACUCGUCCUACCUUGGAGAGGAAAUAUUCAAUCAUUUCUGAUAGUUACAAAUCCCUAGAGGAGGUGACUGAAGCUCUUGCACGUGCUGGUCUUGAGUCUUCCAAUCUUAUCGUCGGUAUUGAUUUCACAAAGAGCAAUGAGUGGACAGGAUCGAAGUCAUUCAACAGAAAAAGCUUGCAUCACAUUGGGAAUGGUCAAAAUCCCUAUGAGCAUGCCAUAUCCAUUAUUGGAAAAACCUUGGCUGUUUUUGACGAGGAUAACCUCAUUCCCUGUUUCGGCUUUGGAGACGCGUCAACCCAUGAUCAAGAUGUCUUUAGUUUCUACUAUGAUAGAUAUUGCAAUGGAUUUGAGGAAGUGUUGACUCGCUACAGGGAAAUUGUUCCUCAUCUACGGCUUGCAGGACCAACUUCAUUUGCACCUGUGAUUGAACAGGCCAUGACUAUUGUCGAGGAGAGUGGUGGCCAGUACCAUGUCCUGUUGAUAAUUGCAGAUGGCCAGGUAACUAGAAGUGUAGAUACUGACCGUGGCAAGCUGAGUCCACAGGAGCAGAAGACAGUUGACGCCAUUGUUGCAGCAAGCAAGUUCCCUCUAUCAAUUGUACUAGUUGGUGUCGGAGAUGGGCCCUGGGACAUGAUGAAGGAGUUUGAUGACAAUAUUCCUGCUCGGGCAUUUGAUAAUUUCCAAGUAAGGUUUUGUGAAUUUACAGAAAUUAUGUCAAAGAACAUGCCACCAUCAAGAAAAGAGACCGAAUUUGCUCUAGCAGCCUUGAUGGAAAUUCCUUCACAGUACAAAGCAACAAUAGAGCUUAAUAUAUUGGGUGGUAGGAUCGGCGCCUCUCCCCAGAGGGUUCCUCUCCCCCCACCAUCUGUGUUACCAGCGUCAUCUUUCAGCAGCUCAAAACCUUCCCGUUCUACGAGUUAUAGUUCUCCAUCUUUCAACAGCUCAAAACCUUCCCAAUCUACCAGUUUUGAGCCAAGUGUUCCUCCUUAUUAUGGAGAUAGCACUUCUGUUGGUACAGCUCCACCUGCUCCCAGUUCUACAUAUGAUAAUCAGGUUUGCCCCAUUUGCCUUACGAAUCCAAAAGACAUGGCCUUUGGGUGUGGGCAUCAGACAUGUUGCGAAUGUGGACAGGACCUUCAAUCGUGCCCGAUAUGCCGAAGCGCAAUCCAGACGAGAAUAAAACUCUAUUAA
Messenger RNA from Prunus armeniaca (apricot), 1317 nucleotides. NCBI's taxonomy places the organism in Eukaryota, Viridiplantae, Streptophyta, Magnoliopsida, Rosales, Rosaceae. The record is from the annotation of a GenBank genome assembly.